ACCGCAGGCCACGGCGCAACAUGUUCUCGUGCUCCCGCAACACACACGCCAUUUUCUAUCCUCUUGCCGCUCAUCGACUUUUCCCUCCUUAUAAAUAUAAAUCCUCUAGUUUUCGUUUCAAGCACGUGAAGUCUUCGUUUUCUUCGUACUUUUCCUUCUAUUCUUCUUCUCAUUCACGUUCUUCUUCCUCAAACCCUAGAAUGGGCUCGGUCGGUGCCUCAGGCGAAUCGCUGAAGUAUCCAUUGGCUAGGAGAGACGAAUCUGUGGUGGAUGACUAUCAUGGUGUACUGAUAUCUGAUCCUUAUCGAUGGUAACAUUGCUUGAAGAUCCAGACGCGCAAGAAGUGAAGGAAUUUGUGGAGAAGCAGGUAAAAUUGACAGACUCGGUGCUUCAGACGUGUGAUACGAGGGAGAAGCUUCGGGAGACGAUUACGAAGCUGUUUGAUCAUCCGAGGUUCGAUGCUCCAUUUAGGCGAGGGGACAAGUACUUUUACUUCCAUAAUACCGGUCUUCAGGCGCAAAAAGUCCUCUAUGUGCAGGAUAGUUUAGAUGGAAAAGCAGAGGUUUUGCUUGAUCCAAAUGGACUUAGUGAGGAUGGAACGGUCUCAUUGAACACGUGUGCUAUUAGCGAGGAUGCGAAGUACUUGGCAUAUGGGCUCAGUUCGAGUGGCAGCGAUUGGGUUACCAUCAAAGUUAUGCGGGUUGAGGAUAAGAGAGUCGAGACUGAUACCUUAUCUUGGGUGAAGUUUUCAGGCAUUAGUUGGACCCAUGAUAGCAAAGGAUUUUUCUAUUGUCGCUAUCCAGCUCCCAAAGAGGAUGAAAAAUUGGAUGCUGGGACUGAAACCAAUUCUAAUCUUAAUCAAGAGUUGUACUAUCAUUUCUUGGGUACUGAUCAAUCCCAAGAUAUUCUAUGCUGGAAAGAUCCUGACAACCCAAAGCACAUGUUUGGAGCUGAUGUAACUGAUGAUGGAAAGUAUGUUCUUCUCUAUAUUUCUGAGAGUUGUGAAGAAGUCAACAAAGUUUACCAUUGUGACAUUACUUCCCUGCCUGACGGGCUUGAAGGUUUUAGGGGGCAAAAAGAUCUGCUUCCCUUUAUUAAGCUUAUUGAUAACUUUGAUGCACGCUAUCAUGCCAUUGCAAAUGAUGACACAUUGUUUACCUUUAUGACUAAUAAGGAUGCUCCUAAAUAUAAGUUAGUCCAAGUAGAUCUGAAGGAACCAAGUACUUGGAAUGUUGUCCUUGAAGAAGCUGAAAAGGAUGUGCUUGAAUCAGCUUAUGCAGUUAAUGGAAACCAAAUUCUUGUGUGUUACUUGAGCGAUGUGAAGUAUGUUCUGCAGAUAAGGGACUUGAAAACAGGAUCCUUGCUUCAUGAUUUACCCAUAGACAUUGGCUCAGUGUUUGAUAUUUCUGCAAGACGCCGGGACAGUACAGUUUUUAUUGGGUUUACUAGCUUUCUUACUCCUGGUAUAAUUUAUCACUGCAACUUAGAGGCUGGGGUCCCAGAUAUGAAGAUAUUCCGAGAAAUAGUUGUUCCUGGAUUUGAUCGAACAGAGUUCUGUGUUGAUCAGGUUUUUGUUCCUAGUAAGGAUGGUACAAAGAUACCAAUGUUCAUUGUGGCCAGAAAGAAUAUUCCUAUGGAUGGAUCUCAUCCAUGUUUGCUGUAUGGAUAUGGUGGGUUUAACAUUAGUAUCACACCAUCAUUCAGCGUCAGCCGUAUUGUACUUUCAAGGCAUUUAGGUGCUGUCUUUUGCAUAGCAAACAUUCGUGGUGGUGGUGAGUAUGGACAAGAAUGGCAUAAAUCAGGUUCACUUGCAAAGAAGCAGAACUGCUUUGAUGAUUUCAUUUCUGCCGCUGAAUAUCUUGUAUCUGCUGGUUAUACCCAGCCCAGAAAGUUAUGUAUUGAAGGGGGAAGCAAUGGUGGGCUUCUUGUUGGUGCUUGCAUAAAUCAGAGACCUAAUCUUUUUGGCUGUGCUCUUGCUCAUGUUGGUGUCAUGGACAUGCUACGAUUUCACAAGUUCACUAUAGGCCAUGCUUGGACUUCUGAUUAUGGUUGUUCAGAGAAGGAAGAAGAAUUCCAUUGGCUAAUCAAGUACUCUCCACUUCAUAAUGUUAGGAGGCCAUGGGAACAGUGUCCUGACCAACCUUCUCAGUACCCAGCUACCAUGAUAUUGACUGCUGAUCAUGAUGAUCGGGUUGUGCCAUUACAUUCACUGAAGUUGUUGGCGACUAUGCAAUAUAUAUUGUGCACAAGUGUGGAGAAAAGCCCUCAAACCAACCCAAUCAUUGGCCGCAUUGAAUGCAAGGCUGGGCAUGGAGCUGGUCGUCCAACACAGAAGAUGAUUGAUGAAGCUGCAGACCGGUACAGCUUCAUGGCUAAGAUGUUAGAGGCGUCCUGGAUUGAAUAAAUAGAGAAAAAAAAAUGAAGAUCUCACAAAGAGGCUGGAAAACGGGCAUCGUUAUAAACAUCUCUGUUGUUAUAUUGUUGGACUCCAUACAUGAUGGAGGUAGGACACAAAAUGGCCAGAUUUCUCUCCAAGAUGACAGCUCUUGGGCCACUUCUGAAUCUCAUCUCCAAAUUAGCAUUUCGUAUUGUAACACUAGGGAUAAAAAUUAUAACUUGUGAACCACUAGUUUCAUACUAGAAUUCACAAUUAAAUUAUUUCUGCUGCUGGUCAAUUACUUAAUUUGAUUGUUUUGUGCCGAAUGGGCAAAUUAUGCUAGGUCAUGUUAUCUGAAGCUAUGCUUCAUUAAUACGUUAUGGGUCAGAGCACAGUCCACAUAUCAUAAUAUCUAUUACAAA
Vitis riparia (riverbank grape) is the source of this 2799-nucleotide messenger RNA. Its product is annotated as prolyl endopeptidase-like. Gene Ontology annotation, cellular component: cytosol. NCBI's taxonomy places the organism in Eukaryota, Viridiplantae, Streptophyta, Magnoliopsida, Vitales, Vitaceae. Gene Ontology annotation, molecular function: oligopeptidase activity; serine-type endopeptidase activity. The transcript is spliced from 12 exons. The record is from RefSeq and is a predicted model, not a curated record. The coding region runs from base 308 to 2404 and encodes 698 amino acids. Gene Ontology annotation, biological process: proteolysis.